Molecule: messenger RNA, 4569 nt
Organism: Pieris macdunnoughi
Lineage: Eukaryota; Metazoa; Arthropoda; Insecta; Lepidoptera; Pieridae
Source: the annotation of a GenBank genome assembly
AUGCAGAGCACAAGAGACUCCAGCCGAAAGCGCAACAUCAAAAGACGUAACUCAAGAAAGAAAUCCCUGUCUCCAUCAGAUUUAAAAUGCGUAGAGAAAACAGAAAAACUGGGAAGGCGAUCCCUAUCAGAAGUCUCAAUAAAAGUGAAACACAGGAAGAGUAACAUACAAAGAACACUGACACAUCCGAUAUCGUGUUUCGACAAAGUGCCAAUCGAUGUUAGUGCCAUGAAAGUAGAACCCGUCCCGCCGGAAAGUGACGAAUCCCACGUACCUCCGACGAGUAGUGAUAGAGAUACAGAGGAUGAUGCGCGCGCGCUGCCCAAGCUGUCUCCACCCAGACGGCGAUGGGAUUCGGGGAGCGAAAUGGAUUCACUUGUUUCCAUUGCAGUGAGAAAGGCAUCGGCACGACGACGCCGAACGUCCGCUAACCCAGAUUGGGGCGUCAAUAGUGAGCCGGGCGAAGUGAGUGAACCUGAGGUCGGUCGUAUGCGUCCCGAGGACUACCGCCUUGUGUUCCUCAGCUCGGAUUCGUCGUGCCGUGAGGACACGGAAGACUCUGCCUCCACUGCGUCCUCCGCCGCGCCCCCCGUGGCCGACGACUGCGACUGGGACUACUUCGAGCCCGGCGCGGCGGCGGCGCAGCCUCCACCGUUACAACCACCUCCCAAACAUACUCCACAAGACUGCCAACGCGCCUGCUCUUGUGGCGCUGAACCACGUUUCGUCGCCGUCCCAGUCCCCGUACCUGUGCCAGUCCCGGCUGCCCUUUGGCCCGCCUUACUCGCAUUUUCGCCACAAACUCCGCCGACUCCCCAUUGGAGCACUUACCCUGGUUUCCCACCCCUCGAUGCCGCCGCUCUCGCUCGAAUCACAACGGCCGCCGCCGUUGCUGUCACCGCAGCCGCCACCGCUAACGCUUUACCUCGAAAUCGGCUUGAGAUGACCGUCGAAAGGACUGAUAAAGCAAUACAGUCCGAAUCGCAAACGGUCGAACUCGGCGAUAGCGAUAAGAGCGAUAACACUAUCGACGCAGUUCAACAUGAAACGUCAGACGGUAUAAAAGUGAUCGCAGAGGACGACUGUCUUUCCGUUUUGUCAGAAGGUACAGAAGCUAUGCCUGAUCAUCUGGACGCUGAAAAAGCUUUUCCUUCAUCUAAUGAGUCGGCUCAAUCUAGUGAUUCUGAGAAGGGCGUUGCGCGUAGGAGCUAUGACCUAAGAAGCGCCGCCCCGGAGGAGCCCCCUACGUCGGACGAGGACUCCGAUGACUCCGGCGGCGGGGGCGGCCAGUUUUCAAGAGUGUUUGUUGUUAAUCCCACUUCUUCAUCUUCAGAAAACGAUGAAAACGCUGACAGUAGUGGAAUUGAUUGUGACGACUCUUAUGACAAAAAAUCUGACAGCUUAGAAGUGGUAGCUAUUGAGCUUGCGUUACAAAACGAUAUUAACCUGCACGAUUAUCAGGAGGAUUCUUGUUCUAAUAAUAAUGUUGUUGUACUUCAAUCUCUUAAUUUUACUGAAGAAUAUUCCGUUUAUCCGAUUCAGAACAGUAGAAUUUUGGACAAUGGAAACCAACAAGUUUCAAUGUUUUGUGAUUCAAAUAUGCUCUCGAGUGAAACCAAUGAAAAAUAUAACAGUUUUACUGAAGCAAGUAGUGAUAAGGAUCUAAGCAGUUUCGAUUCUUUAAAUCAAAAUUCACAAAGUGGAAAUUCCUCAGAUGUUAUUGAGUGCGAUUCUUUAGAUAAUUCAUUUAAUUUCGAUUGCAAUAUUAAAAUUUCGGAAUACUUAAAUACGGAAUCCUGUAAUAAUAACGCGGAAUUACAAUUAAGCCCCACGACAAUACCGAGUGCUAUAAUACCAGAACCGGUUCCUUCGCCCGAACCUGCCUUCGAAAACUCAAAUAUAUCAUCAUUGCCGCCCGUACAAAAAAUUGAUUUGUUUAAAGGUAUUGAACGUACGCUUAGUGAAUUAUUGAAGAAAGAAUUAAUGGAGGACCGCGGUGAGGAGAAAACGCACAUUUCGCGGCCGGUUUGCGUUGAGACGGAGAGGGGCGCGGGCGCACCUGUGGAGAAUACAGUUUGCCGCUCGCGCACGGCCGGUGUGGACGGGUCCGCGCGUUUCACUAGCCGCGUUAUGAUAACGCACGAUCGUGUCUCCGUAGUCACGUCAGACACGACGCGGCUAAUGCAAGAUAUCACAGUGCACCACACAAACUUAGACAACGAACCAGACCCUAACGCAAGUGCACAACAAAACGAAACUAACGAACGAUUAUCCGACGACGAAUUGGCGCAACCUUCAGCUGGAGUGACUGUUGUUAGUAACGCCGACACUCUCUCUGCAGUUGUGUGCCUCGAGGACGGACUCGCCGAUGAUGAUUCUUGGGUCGACGACGUCAGCCAUGACGAUGAGGAAGCCACCUCUCAGUCAGAUUCCGAUUCAGGGGACGAAGCGAACUUACCUACCCGGGCAGAUGAUUUCGCAUAUUGUAGGCGUUCCAUAGACUUCACAUUACAUACAAUAGUAGAAGAAAGUUGUGAAGAAAGCGAGACUGAGCCCACAACAAAAAAGCAACGUCCUUUAUCAACAACAGAGCUCGAAAAGUAUUUUUUCUUUGGAUUAGGUGACGGAAAAAAUAUUCGGGAUGACGAUGACCAAGUAUCGGACACCUCUAGUGUGUGUAGUGAGGACGGUGAAUCGAUAGUUGAUAGUGAACAACCCAGACAAAGUGGCGAUAGUGAUGAGCUUGUGACCUCUAGGUUAGAAAAAUAUUUUUUGUCCGGUUUUAUGGGUUUCAGCCAGGAACGAAGGGAUUCAGAUGGCUCAGGAAGUGUGGGAAGUGACAGUGAAGGGAAACAGAGCCCGGAGCAACGACGAAAACGCCUAGUUCGUGCUCGAGGUACACCGCGGUCACAUUCGUCAUCUCUAGACAAUUUACUCGCCGGUGAGGAACCAUCACAAGAAAACCAAGAAAUUUCAGAUGGCUCAAGCACAGAAUCCGAUAACUGCAAUGAGUCACUGGAGCGAUUGGAUUUGUCAAGUGAAACGAAACGGAAAAAACAAAAUAAAAAGCUGCGAAGUUCGCCCGCUGACGAGCGGCGUCAGUCUAUGGAAUUUCCUGAAGAAACCCGUGAUGAUACGAGGUCAGUAUCAGAAGGAGAGGAUGGCCGUUCAAGCCCUCGACCUGAGUUCCCACCUCUUGGAUCAGAACUUUCUGAAUCAAAAAAACAAACUAGUCGUGAUAGCGGUUUUGUUGGCAGCUGCGACGAUUUAUUAAGAAAUGGCGAUUCAAGUUCUGACUUUACAAAAUCUCACGAACCUAAAACGGAAUUAGAAGAAAUAAUAGAAGAGGUACGACCCGAUACAGACGAACGCAUAGAAAGAACACCCUCGUCACGCCCUCCACCGAGUCCACUUUCAAGGAAAGAUAGUUUUAACAACUGGUCUUCAGAUGAAGAAACAAAUUUGAUGAUGACUAAAAUGAGACAGUUUUUCAAACAAAUGAUUAACUCUACAAACGUACGAACAUCUACGCCGGCCUCUUCGAACUCUGAAAGUCCUAAACCACCGAAACCACCGCAGUUACUUUAUUUUGAAACUGAACUAACGAGAUUAAUGAAAACAGUUCCUGGAAUCAGAGAUGAAGAGGUGCGAGAAAUAGUGGAGUAUUUAUCAAGCGAGGAUACGUGGAGUGACUCCUACGAUUCAUCAGAUUAUGCCGGGUCUGACUUGGAGGUCUCAGCAAAUCGAUCUGCCUUGAGAAAACAGAUAUCAGAUAGUUGUCGCGAAAUUAUUGACGAAUUUGAUAAAGGCAACAGUGAACAGGGUUCUCUUGAACGUGACGCCGUCGGUGCAUACCAGAGACUGGCUGCAACUCUUGGUCGUGUGGGUGACGGUUCCCCACCUUUAUUUGGUAAAGUGAUGCGGCAUAUAGGCGGGAGGCUAGUGGCAUUGAUGCACGAGGUGUCGGCAGGCGCAUCGCCAACCACAGAUGACGAUAGUGCGUCUGAACCGGGAGCGCUGGCACGAAGUCGAUCUCAUGAUAUUCUAGAACAGACUGCGAGUAGGGGUAGUGUCGCGAGUGAUAGUGAAAGAUUUUCGUGGCGUGGUAGCUUUGAAUCAGCUUUAUUGGCGGCUGACUCAAGAGGCACAUUAGGGGGAGGUGGUUGUGAGACGAGGCGGUCCCCAGCCGGGGCUGAUUUAGCCGCUCUCAAGACACACUCGAGGAGCUGUGGAGCGAUAAGUGGUAGCGAAGAUCGCUUAUGGCGAGGACGGCGAAGGGCCUCCGCUCCAGAUGCUGAGUCUGAAGAGGAGCAAAGGGCAGGGUCACUACCACGGCUACCAUCUAUAAACGGGGCUACCCCAGUCCCUGUGGGUCCUGUGAAGUCCGCCAGGUAUCGUGCCCCAGGCUUCAGAACAGCCACCAGAGCAGCAUCAGCUCCUGGUCUUCAUGCACCUCGGAGAAGACGACCGCUACCCACACCUCAACAGCCACCUCCAGCUGCUCCAGCGUCCGCACCAAGUCUACAAGGAAGCUGGGCUAAACCCACUGUAAGCACCAGCAUCCAAUAA